UUCCCCCUUCCGGGCCGGGCUGGCCGCUCCACGGCACGGUGCACGCCUGCGCGGCCCGGCGGGGUUGGGACUGUUGCGGCCCGCAUACAGCUUUUCAAUGGAAAAGGUGUUAAAAACUGUCUGCAGCACUAUGGAAGCAUGGAGACAAAGUAGUCAUCUGUUGAGGCCUUCAAGGAACUAUUGGGCAAAGUGACGGAAAUGAAGAGCUUGAGCCAUCACUUCAGUAUGGCGGCAGCUGAAUCUGACAAGGACUCUGGAUAUUCAGAUGGAAGUUCGGAGUGCCCAAGUGCUAUGGAGCAGACUGACUCGGAGGACGUGCUGAAUGCCUUGUGUUGGAAUGCAGAGGAUGGGCCUUGGCAAUGCCCAGUGACCACAAGCAACUCCUUUCCUGCGCUUUCUCCUAUGGUUGUAAUGAAAAAUGUGUUAGUUAAGCAGGGAAGUUCAUCACAGCUCCAAUCUUGGACUGUGCAGCCAUCCUUUGAAGUGAUUCCAGCUCAGCCACAGCUAGUGUUUCUUCGGCCCUCAAUUCCACCUACCAUCAACCCUCAUUCUGCUGGCAAAAAGAGAAAUGACUCCACUAAUUACCUGCCCAUUCUGAAUUCUUAUCCCAAAAUAGCACCACAGCCCUGCAAAAGAGAUCACUCCUUUGAUCUAGAAGAACAUCAGGAAACCAAUUGCCAUAAACGACUCUGCGUAGAAGCACCCAAAAUGGAGAAUUCUCCUGUUUUGAGGAGCACAGGCUUGCCACCUAGUCCUUUUGCCCACCCACCAGUUAGCUUUAAGACCCCUCAGGGUUCUAACCAGCAAAAUCCUUCAACUCUGCUGACCAGUGGAAAACUGUCAGCAUCUCCUGGUUGUCAACGUGUUUCCAGUGACACUCGGAAAGUACCAAGUUUGACUCCCCUUUUGCCUUUUGGAACUCUGCAGGCAACAAAGUGCACCCCUCAUGACAGUGAGAGUGCAGCACAGACUACAAUGCAGUCUGCAGCAUGGAGCCCCCCAUUAAUACCAGAAGAGAUUUGCACUACCCCUGAGCUGCUUUUGCAACAGCAAAGCAAGUGCAGACGCUUUCAAAAUACACUCGUCGUGCUCCGCCGGUCAGGCUUGCUGGAGAUCACUUUAAAAACCAAGGAGCUCAUUCAUCAGAACCAGGUGACACAGGCAGAGCUGGACCGGCUGAAGCACCAAACACAUCUAUUCAUAGAGGCAAUAAAGAACAAUGCUCCACAGUCGUGGGCAGAGCUAGAAGCAUCUCUGACAGGAUCUGAUAAAGCUGAUGGCAACCUUGAAGACCUCACUUAUCCUAACAUCUAGUAAGAAAGUUACAUAGCUGUUGGUCAUGGUAUUUCUGUGCCUAUUUCCUGUCUCAGGCUUUUACUUGAGCAUUUUCUGAAUUCAAGACUUGCAAAGCGGCAUGCCAUUAACAACUUGUCUUCAGAAGCAGUUGUGGGACUGGAAUAGCAUGGUGGGAUCUUGGCAAAAUGGCUACUUACUGCUUCACUGUGACCUUGAACUCCGUGCUAUGGACUUGAGAAGCUUGGAUAUGCUCUGCUGGCACGUCCCCAUUCUUGCAAUGAAAAGAUGGUCAUUUGCAGUAUUCUGCAAGCAAGCAUCUUCCUGUUUCCAUCUUCAGAUAGUCAGCUCUGAAAAUGGAACAGCAGAACAGGCCCCAGUAUUGGACCAUCAUCAGUUGCAAGUAGAUGAAGGGAGUUGGUGUGAGGACAGGAGACUUAGGUUAGGGGGCUGGUAUCUUCAGGCUGUCACUGUCCUUCAUUGUAGCAGAGUCUUGCUUCGGGGUUUUAAUGCAUUUGAAUUGGUGGACGACAGCUUGUGCUGAAGCAGUGUUCCAUAUACAUUGCAGUCUGAUUAAAGUGAUGAAUAUCUUGGGGACCCAGGUGAAAUGAGGUGUUUUGAUCAAUAUACUUUCAAUUUUGAUCUAUACAGCUGAGUGAGUGAAAAUCACAAGGCUUGCACUGGAUUUGUUUGUUCCAAAGCCAUGUUUAUUAGUGGCUAACAAGCAUACAAGGCAGAUGACUGGAUUUUCUCAGUGGUUAACAGAUUAAGCAUCAUUAUUAAAGACUGCAGUGACUUUUUUUAACAAUACAAGGAAGACAUUGAUUUACCAAGACUAGUUGCAUAUUAUUUGGUAUGUAUAUCUUUAGUUUACAAGCCUAAACUCCUCAUUUUUAUUCUGUGAAAUCAGCUUGCUAAGUAUUUAAAAAAAAAAAAGAGGUGAAAGGAAAAGGAUCAUAAUGGCCUGUAGUGGAACAAGGCCUUCUCCCAUCCCUCUUCUCUCUUUUUUUUUUUUGUUCACAGAAAACAGGUGAAUGGGCCUGGAGAAGGCAGCAGGGGAGGGAAAAAAAAGUCAGCUUGAAUAAUCUCCCUAAAAAUGUUAUGUACCUGAGUUUGAACUUAAACCCAACAAACCCCAAAACAGUUUUCCUCCACAUAAAUUUUAUAUCAUUCCUAACCUGCUUGCCUUGAGAUAUAGCUAACCACUGUGUGCAUAGGGUGUUAGGUCUUACUAGUAGAGAUCCACAGUAGUCAUGUUACAAAAACUGUUCUACAGACAUUUCUUUCAUCUCGGUUUGUCUAGGUACUUAACUAUGUCACUCCAAGGGUGGGUUUUUUUCAGAGACAAUCUGUGUAGAGAAUGGCUUUGUCUAAGGAUGUUAAGGGAUCUGGAUUGUUUAUGGUAUGUUCCUUUCUGUGUGACAAUGUUUUCCAAAAAUUGUGCAGUCCAGAUGACUAGGUGUUUUGAUACUUUGAUCACUUCUAUCAUCUGUUUCAGAUUCCUAAAGAAACUUGAAAGUAGAGUGGAUGCCAUGCUAAAUUUGUGAGUAGACCUUUUCAUUUUCUGAUGCCUGUGGGAAUCAAUAUUGCAGAAAGCUGUAGAGAAUGCUUUUGUAGUCUUUCUCAAAUACGUGCAUUAGAGAAAUUGUAAGGGGCUUCUCUCUUUUGAGGGGUUUCCCCCUUUUUACACUGAUGAAAAGAAACACCAGACAUUCCUCACAGAGGAGAAAUUUGAGGUGUAUUUGUACUAGUCAUACGCCUAGAGAGAAAUUCUGUGGCAAGGUUCAGCCUAGCUGGUAGCCAUGCCUGUCUGUCAUGGUGUCCUGCCCAGCUGCUGAAGACUGGUACGCUGUUGGGGAGCUGAUUAAAACAAAAGUGUUCACAGACUGUCUUCUGUCAUGUUUUUUUUUUUUUAUAUACCUGCUGUAAUUCUAUAUCCUAGGAUGUCUCAACUUGCAGUACAGCAAUAUUGAAACUCAGCCAGCAAACCUGGAAGGCAGCUGUAAUAAUGUAUAGGACAUAUCCAAUCGAGCUCUUUUGGAACUGGUUGUGAGAUCUCGCCCAAUGACAUUUGGCAGACUAGAAGUGAUGGUACCUAGGCUGUUUGUGAAAGAAUCUCAAAAGAUAAGCUCAUUUCUUCAGAGCUCCUUACAGGGAGAAAAGGGGGCAGUACGAGGCAGUUCCAUUGAUCAGAUAUGUGUAAUAGACCUAGAGGUGAGAUGUGAGAAAUGCAUAGGUUAUCUUUCCUACUUUUCAUAAAAUUCUUGUUGUAUCCAUUAAAUAGAAGUGGGAAUUUGAAGUUCAGAAUAUAUAUAUAUUUAGGAAGUGAUUGUCCUAGAAAACAAGAUGAUGGACUCAGGCUUCCUGGAGAUGAAGUAAUAAAAAAAGAAGCCUGAUCCUAGCUGUUUGAGACAAGAAAAAGUGAGCCUACCAGUGACCUCCGUCCUAUUUCUGCUGAUCUGAGAGAAUAAAAGGGAGGAAGGGAAAAUUUGCCUUGCAGGGUAGUACCAUCUGACUUACGGAUGUUCUAGCGAUAGAAAUUUCACAGUCCACAUGAUGCAUUUUCUCCUCUGACAGCACUGAGGGUGGGAUGAAGUGGGUGUGUUUAUAGCUGAUGGGGCUUUCAGCUGGUGUAAUUUGUAUAAAUAUAUAUUCAAUAAAUCUGUGAAUAAAGUCCAGCAGCUGAUUAGGAAUCUCCGGCCGGGCAUCAGUCCAGAUUUAAAUAGAAUUUGCAGAACUAGAAAAAUUCACUCUGAAACUAUUAUAUGUAAAUCUGGGGUCCUUUAGAAACCAAAUUCCUGCAUAACUGUAUAUCUCGACACAACGUGUGUAAAGACAUAUUGAAGGCCCCUAGUGAUAGAUAUGUUCUCAAGUACUAUUCUUUUCAGUUUCUCUUAGCUGCCUUUAUUCCUGGAAACCCUGAUAAACUUUUAAACAAUAAGGGCUUUCCUUUCUCGGCUGCAAUUUAAUGAAACAGGUUAGCUUGGAACUGUGACCAGAAUAGGUCCUAAUUCUGAGCAGGACCUGGAAGUGGUCCAAGAGAUCUGAGCAGAAACAUUAGCCUUUCUGAUUGGAGACCUGUAAGCAAUGAACUUGCAGACUUUUUUUUUAUUAGUUUUUUUUUACCUUUGGAGCAGCAAGACUUUGUAUUUACAACUUAGCUGAAGACACCUGUCUCUGUCUAAAAAGUCAAUCAGAUGGCCUGCUGGGGUUUGAGUUGCUGCUGGCAACUAGCAGGUAGGGUAGCUUCAUGAGUCAGACAGACUGUUGUUUUUCUGUUAAGUUUUAAUAAAUGUUGCUAUUUUUUAUUACAUUUAUGUAUUUUUGGAAUUAUUCUGCUCUUGAUGGAAUGUAAACAUUUUCUGUUCUUUGGAAAGUCCAUUGCCAGCUCUGAAUACAGUAGCCUAAGAGCUGUUAUAGAACAUGACCUUUUUGCUAAAAUUUUACAGAAACAGACUGUGAAAUAUUAAUUAAAUAAAGUAUAUACUUGAAAA
Molecule: messenger RNA, 4787 nt
Organism: Colius striatus (speckled mousebird)
Lineage: Eukaryota; Metazoa; Chordata; Aves; Coliiformes; Coliidae
Gene: CIPC
Product: CLOCK interacting pacemaker
Exons: 4
Coding region: 199-1314 (371 amino acids)
Biological process (GO): negative regulation of circadian rhythm; negative regulation of DNA-templated transcription
Cellular component (GO): nucleus
Source: RefSeq, a predicted model, not a curated record